Cuscuta europaea is the source of this 1651-nucleotide messenger RNA. The record is from the annotation of a GenBank genome assembly. Lineage: Eukaryota; Viridiplantae; Streptophyta; Magnoliopsida; Solanales; Convolvulaceae.
UAUUUGUAUAGAGAGUACUCAAAACUGAAAACACAUUUUAAGUGGGUCAGUCGGUCCACAGUCUGACGGAACCCACCAUUUUAUCCGACCACCACCCUCUCAACCCCCACCACGCGGCCGGUAACAGCCCCACAUUCUCACGGCCAACUUCGGGGUUCCCGGCCAGUUGAUGACCAAUAGCAGUUGCUGAACAUCUGACAUGGCCGACGAAGAAACCCAUCCCCAAACCGAACCACAACACGAGCGCAUUGACGACGCCAUUGCCGACUCCGCCGCCAUUUCUCGCCCAGCUUCCGCUACCACCACUUCCGAUGCUCCGCUGCAGCAGAAAGCGUCUCCGGCUGCCAAACUCCCAUCCAGGCCCCGCAAGAUCCGGAAGCUCUCCCCUGUACCCUCCGCCACGUCAGCGCAAUACAGCACUCUACUCCCAAGAGUCAUCGCUCGUCCCCUCUCGUGCCCCGGCGAGCUCGAGACCGCCAUUCAACACCUCCGAUCAAUCGACCAGAGACUUGCCCCGCUCAUCGACUUCCACCCACCUCCAACCCUCGAGCCCUUCCUUCCUCCAUUCUUAGCCCUAACCAAAAACAUUAUCUUCCAGCAACUCGCCCUCAAAGCUGGAACUUCAAUCUACACUAGUUUCGUCUCUCUCUGCGGCGGAGAGUCGAACGUCCUCUCCGACGUCGUUUUAAACCUAUCACCGCAACAGCUCCGGCAAAUCGGAAUCUCCGCUCGAAAGGCGAGCUAUCUACACGACCUAGCGAGGAAAUACCAGAAUGGAAUCUUAUCUGAUAAAUCCAUCAUUGAAAUGGACGACAAAUCUUUGUUCACAAUGCUUACAAUGGUCAGUGGAAUCGGAUCGUGGUCAGUUCACAUGUUUAUGAUCUUUUCACUGCACAGGCCGGAUGUUUUGCCAAUACACGAUCUGGGGAUAAGGAAAGGGGUACAAAUGCUAAACCUGCUCGACGAAUUGCCCAGGCCAUCCCAGAUGGAUGGAUUCUGUGAAAAGUGGAGGCCCUAUAGGUCAGUGGCGGCAUGGUACAUUUGGAGGUAUGUGGAGACCAAGAAUGUAAAUUCAAAUGCCAAUUUGCAGCAUCAGCUACAGCAAGAACAACAACAUCAGCAGCAGUUGUUCAUGGAGGACCCGAUUAGUGGGAUGAUGAAUCUGGGUUAUCAUUUUCCAGUCUCUUCUAGUUUUGAAUGAAACCUUACCGUCACACCAAUUUUCAUCAGCAAUUUCUUGGAACCGUUUUCUUUUGGCCUUCGUGUAUUAGUGUUCUUACUAAUUGAAGAUUUACAGGGAAUUUGCUCGGGGACGGCGACUGGGAUCCAAAUGUGCCCCAAAGUUGUUCUGUGAGGUGGAUCAAAAUUAUGAUGUAAGUAAAUCUCCACCACCUCACCUGAUGAACAUGGAGAAUUAAAGGUUGAAGACAAUGUAACUUCUGUUUUAGCUUGAGAGAUUGUAUCUAUGCGCGGUUAAGCAUUAAGGCUCAUUUGGUAAGGCGUAAGGGUUAUUUUGUAGAGCAACUAGUUCCUGCAUUUGCACAGCUCAUAUUCACCCUCUGAUGUAACAAUAUUCAGAGACAGAGCUAUCUGUGAUCAAAUCUUAUGUUUUGAUUAUGUUGGGUUACAAAGAUCAUGAAUCCUCCAAAUU